GGAAGUAAGUUUGUCUUCUCGUGAUGGCUCCGUAACAGACGAGUUUUCGCUAGUGUGUGAUCAAUGUGACGUCCAGAGCGUUUAAAAAGGACUUCAGCGGUUUCAUGAAACAUGUUUUAAUGCUCGUUCCUCUACGCUGGCUCCGGGUUAACAUGGUGAACGCGGAUGAAAUCGCAAAGUUGUGCUACGGGCGUUUCGAUGAGCUUCCCCGGCGAGGGAAGCCUGAGGCGGGCAGAGAGUGGACUCUGCUGGCCGCUGUGGUCAAACUCAGCCCCGGUGCUCAGUCUGACACAGUGAAGACUGAGGUUGUUUCCAUGGGAACCGGCACCAAAUGUAUUGGACAGACACACAUGAGUCCUACUGGUGACGUCCUUAAUGACAGUCAUGCAGAGAUCAUCGCCCGGAGAGGAUGUGUCAGGUACCUGAUCCAGGAGCUGUACAGAGCCGUCAGCUGUGGUGACAGCUCAGUGUUCUGUGUGUCUGAAGAGCAGCAGGGGAAGUGGAGGCUUCAGCCUGGAGUUUCCUUCCUCUUCUUCACCAGUCACACUCCCUGUGGUGACGCCUCCAUCAUCCCCAUGACUGACAGCCAGUCUCAGCCCCGCCCCCCUGUCCCAUCUGUAAAUGCUAAUAAAGGGACUGAGUCAGGACAAGACUGCAAAAGAAAAGCUGAGGAACCAAGUGAAGGUCAAAAGACCAAGCUGCUGUGUCUGGAGGGACAGGGGACGUCUGAAGAGGGAGACUUUAAGAACACCUUGUCUCUGUCCCAGCGUCCCUCCACAGAAACUGUCUCACAUGCUUCAGCACAGCUGGAGAUAAAACCUGGACUCCACUGCGACGGUGCUGGACUGUGUCCACAGCUCUCUGACGUCCACAGGACAGGAGCAAAGUGUGUCCCCGGCGGCCCCACCGACCCUCUGCGACCCGGGGACGGCUACCACAGCGCGGGUUUGCUGCGAGUGAAGCCUGGACGAGGUGAACCCACUCAGUCCCUGUCCUGCAGUGAUAAGCUCGCUCGCUGGACUGUGCUGGGCUUCCAGGGUGCACUGCUGUCCCACUACCUACAGGAGGCGCUCUACUUCCGUUUCAUGGUGGUGGGGAAGUGUCCGUACAGCAAAGAGGUCAUGCACAGAGCUCUGGUCACAAGAUGUCUCCAGGUGUCAGAUCUCCCCGCUGGUUUUUCUGUUUGUCCUCCAGUGCUGCUCCAGUCCACCCUGGAGUUUCCCUUCAGUCAGACCCAGACAGAGCGCCACCACCAGGCGGGUCAGGGACGUGUCUCUCCCUGUGGAGCAGGGUUCUGGAUCAAAAGAAGCACCUAUGAGGAACAGCCCGUCGUCAGGUUCCAGUACAAGGCUCUGCUGAUGGCAGCCACCAGUCUGCAGGGAGACUUUGUUGCCUGGAGCACAUUUCCACUUCUCAACAACAUGCUGGAGGCCAACCUCCGCAUCCCUGCCAUCUCUGUGAGGGAAGAGGACCAGAAUCAGGACGGGAAGUUGGACCUCCUCAUCUUCAAACUGCAGCUUCCUCUGAAAGCAGAGGAGCAGGUCUACAGCGUCCAGCUGCUGCUCACCUUCAGCUACCAGCUCUUUCGCAUGUCCACGGUGGUCAUGCAGAGUCUGGUCUACGUGCAGCACUCGUCCUCUGUCCCUGGAGCCAAGCUGUUCAUCAGUGGAGACCUGAGGCUACAGCAGAGGGCGCCACUGCCUCACCGCGGACUCUACAACGUCUAUAAUGUGUCGGUGAUUGACGGCUCCAGUCCCUUUGCUAGUGCAUACGACCUUGAGAACAUCAUAAGGAGCUACCAGGACAGAAACCUGACCACAGUCUUGUCCUGUCCCACACCAGUCUGGACCAUCGGACGGGCCGCUGGGUCUCCCUUCGAGCUCAACGCUGAGAUCCGUUACCCACUGGAAGUCAUUAGUUAUCGUCCUGGUUUCUGGGAAACCAUCAAGUUUGCCUGGAUCCAGUACGUCAGCGUGCUCCUCAUCUUUCUCUGGUUCUUUGAACGUAUCCAGAGGUUUGUCUUCCAGAACCAGGUUCUCACCACUGUGCCCGUACCUGUGGAAAAACCUCACCUGUCGUGACUCAGGUUUUCAGGUUCCUGCUCAGGAUUCCUCGACUGAAGACGUCGUCUUCUUUUCUUUUUUUUUACUGCUGAUGAAUAAAUGUAUUAAAGUCACAUGGAUGUAAAUAGAUUUUUUUAGUUUGUGAUAUUUGGUCAUUCCAGUUAGAGACGUGCACUUUUAUAUUUCUACUGUAUCAAGAUUUAGACGAGAAUAAAUGAAUUUCUUUGAAUCACAAA
This is a messenger RNA of Solea senegalensis (Senegalese sole), 2299 nucleotides long. Its product is annotated as tRNA-specific adenosine deaminase 1-like. Lineage: Eukaryota; Metazoa; Chordata; Actinopteri; Pleuronectiformes; Soleidae. Gene Ontology annotation, molecular function: adenosine deaminase activity; RNA binding. Gene Ontology annotation, biological process: cilium assembly; regulation of protein localization; RNA processing. Gene Ontology annotation, cellular component: ciliary membrane; ciliary transition zone. The record is from RefSeq and is a predicted model, not a curated record. The transcript has 13 exons. Bases 105 to 2081 code for a protein of 658 amino acids.